Molecule: messenger RNA, 6811 nt
Organism: Myotis brandtii (Brandt's bat)
Lineage: Eukaryota; Metazoa; Chordata; Mammalia; Chiroptera; Vespertilionidae
Gene: CAMTA1
Product: calmodulin binding transcription activator 1
Exons: 23
Coding region: 182-5116 (1644 amino acids)
Biological process (GO): regulation of transcription by RNA polymerase II
Cellular component (GO): nucleus
Molecular function (GO): double-stranded DNA binding; transcription coregulator activity; protein binding
Source: RefSeq, a predicted model, not a curated record
AGGCUGGAUGGGUCCUCCUGACCUCCAUCCCUGUCUCCUCCCCUCCAACCAUCUACCCCCAGCUCUUCAGGCAAGGUUGGGUGGCCCCUGGAAGAUCUCUUCCCUUGUCUUCUCGAAGACCUGGCUUAUCCUGCAUCUGGGAAAUGCGGGUUCCUCCGUCUCACCGUUCAGUGGAUUCAGAAUGUUGAUGUGGUCACAGCAACCUCUGCUCAAGAGCGUUUCCCAAAGUGUAUUCUGCGGAACUAGCACCUACUGUGUUCUCAACACCGUGCCACCUCUAGAAGAUGAUCAUGGGAACAGCAAUAGUAGUCAUGUAAAAAUCUUUUUACCGAAAAAGCUGCUUGAAUGUCUGCCGAAAUGUUCAAGUUUACCCAAAGAGAGGCACCGUUGGAACACUAAUGAGGAAAUCGCAGCUUAUUUAAUCACGUUUGAGAAGCACGAAGAAUGGCUCACCACAUCCCCUAAGACAAGACCGCAGAAUGGCUCCAUGAUCCUCUACAACAGGAAGAAGGUGAAGUACAGGAAAGACGGGUACUGCUGGAAGAAGAGGAAAGAUGGGAAAACGACCCGCGAGGACCACAUGAAGCUGAAGGUCCAGGGAGUGGAGUGCUUGUACGGCUGCUAUGUCCAUUCUUCCAUCAUCCCCACCUUCCACCGGAGGUGCUACUGGCUCCUUCAGAACCCCGACAUCGUCCUGGUGCACUAUCUCAACGUCCCGGCCAUCGAGGACUGCGGCAAGCCCUGCGGCCCCAUCCUCUGCUCCAUCAACACCGACAAGAAGGAGUGGGCGAAAUGGACCAAGGAGGAGCUCAUCGGGCAGCUGAAGCCCAUGUUUCACGGCAUCAAGUGGACCUGCAGCAACGGCAACAGCAGCUCGGGCUUCUCCGUGGAGCAGCUGGUGCAGCAGAUCCUCGACAGCCACCAGACCAAGCCGCAGCCGCGGACCCACAACUGCCUGUGCGCCGGCGGCUUGGGAGCGGGCAGCAGCGUGCAUCACAAGUGCAACAGUGCCAAACACCGCAUCAUCUCGCCGAAGGUGGAGCCACGGACAGGGGGCUACGGGGGCCACGCGGAGGUGCAGCACAAUGACGUGUCGGAGGGCAAGCAGGAGCACAGCCACGGCAAGGGCUCGAGCCGCGAGAAGAGGAACGGCAAGGUGGCCAAGCCCGUGCUGCUGCACCAGAGCAGCACCGAGGUCUCGUCCACCAACCAGGUGGAGGUGCCCGACACCACCCAGAGCUCCCCCGUGUCCAUCAGCAGCGGCCUCAACAGCGACCCCGACAUGGCGGACAGCCCCGUGGUCACCGGCGUGUCCAGCAUGGCGGUGGCCUCCGUGAUGGGCAGCCUGUCCCAGAGCGCCACGGUCUUCAUGUCCGAGGUCACCAACGAGGCCGUGUACACCAUGUCCCCCACCGCCGGCCCCAACCACCACCUCCUCUCGCCCGAUGCCUCGCAGGGCCUGGUCCUGGCCAUGAGCUCCGACGGCCACAAGUUCGCCUUCCCCACCCCGGGCGGCUCGGACAGCCUGUCCAUGCUGCCCUCCAACGUCUCCGAAGAGCUGGUCCUCUCCACCACCCUGGACGGCGGCCGGAAGAUUCCAGAAACCACCAUGAACUUUGACCCCGACUGUUUCCUCAACAACCCAAAGCAGGGCCAGACGUACGGGGGCGGGGGCCUGAAGGCCGAGAUGGUCAGCGCCGGCGUCCGGCACUCGCCCCCCGUGGAGAGGGCCUUCAGCUUCACCACCGUCCUCGCCAAGGAGAUCAAGACGGAGGACACCUCCUUCGAGCAGCAAAUGGCCAAAGAAGCGUACUCCUCGUCGGCCGCGGCGGCCGGCUCCCUCAGCCUGAGCGCGGGCCCCGGCCUGCUGCCGUCGGGCGGCGGCCUGAGCCCCAGCACCACCCUGGAGCAGAUGGACUUCAGCGCCAUCGACUCCAACAAGGACUACGCGUCCAGCUUCAGCCAGACGGGCCACAGCCCCCACAUCCACCAGACCCCCUCCCCCAGCUUCUUCCUGCAGGACGCCAGCAAGCCCCUCCCCCUCGAGCAGAGCGCCCACAGCAGCCUGAGCGACUCCGGGGGCACCUUCGUGAUGCCCACGGUGAAAACGGAGGCCUCCUCGCAGACCAGCUCCUGCAGCGGCCACGUGGAGACACGGAUAGAGUCCACCUCCUCCCUCCACCUCAUGCAGUUUCAGGCCAAUUUCCAGGCCAUGGGUGCGGAAGGGGAGGUCACCAUGGAGACCUCGCAGGUGGCCGAAGGGGGCGAGGGCCUGAUCAAGUCCGGGGAGCUGCAGGCCUGCGGCUCCGAGCACUACCUGCAGCCCGAGACCCCCGGGGUGAUCCGCAGCACGGGCGGCGUCCCCCUCCUCCCGGGGAACGUGGUGCAGGGACUGUACCCCGUGGCCCAGCCGGGCCUCGGCAACGCCUCCAACAUGGAGCUCAGCCUGGACCACUUUGACAUCUCCUUCAGCAACCAGUUCUCCGACCUGAUCAACGACUUCAUCUCCGUGGAGGGGGGCAGCGGCACCAUCUACGGGCACCAGCUGGUGUCGGGGGACGGCGCGGCGCUCUCGCAGUCGGAGGACGAGCUCAGCGGCGCCGAGGGCGGGGCCGGCACCAUGGCCUACAUGCACGUCGCCGAGGUGGUCUCAGCCGCCUCGGCCCAGGGCACCCUGGGGAUGCUGCAGCAGAGCGGACGGGUGUUCAUGGUGACCGACUACUCCCCGGAGUGGUCCUACCCGGAGGGAGGAGUGAAGGUUCUCAUCACAGGCCCGUGGCAAGAAGCCAGCAAUAACUACAGCUGCCUGUUCGACCAGAUCUCAGUGCCUGCGUCCCUCAUCCAGCCCGGCGUGCUGCGCUGCUACUGCCCAGCCCAUGACACUGGUCUCGUGACCCUACAAGUUGCCUUCAACAACCAGAUCAUCUCUAACUCCGUGGUGUUUGAGUACAAAGCGCGGGCCCUGCCCACACUCCCCUCCUCGCAGCAUGACUGGCUGUCACUAGACGACAACCAGUUCAGGAUGUCCAUCCUGGAGCGGCUGGAGCAGAUGGAGCGGAGGAUGGCGGAGAUGACGGGGUCCCAGCAGCACAAGCCGGGGAGCGCAGGAGGCGGCAGCGGCGGGGGCGCCAGCAGCGGGAACGGCGGAAGUCAAGCCCAGUGCGCUCCGGGCCCGGGGACGCUGGGCAGCUGCUUCGAGAGCCGCGUGGUCGUCGUGUGCGAGAAGAUGAUGAGCCGGGCCUGCUGGGCGAAGUCCAAGCACUUGAUCCACUCGAAGACGUUCCGCGGGAUGACGCUCCUGCACCUGGCGGCCGCCCAGGGCUACGCCACCCUCAUCCAGACCCUCAUCAAGUGGCGCACGAAGCACGCGGACAGCAUCGAUCUGGAGCUGGAAGUCGACCCCUUGAACGUGGACCACUUCUCCUGCACCCCCCUGAUGUGGGCGUGCGCCCUCGGGCACCUGGAGGCCGCGGUCGUGCUGUACAAGUGGGACCGGCGGGCCAUCUCCAUCCCCGACUCCCUGGGGAGGCUGCCUCUGGGGAUCGCCAGGUCGCGGGGUCACGUGAAGUUAGCCGAGUGUCUCGAGCACCUGCAGAGAGGGGAGCAGGCUCCGCUGGGACAGAGCCCCCGAAUCCACUGUCCCCCGAGCGAGGAGCCCCAUGCAGACAGCUGGAUGGCCCAGUGGCACAGCGAGGCCAUCGCCUCUCCAGAAAUCCCCAAAGGCGUCACCGUCAUUGCAAGUACCAAUCCGGAGCUGAGAAGACCUCGGUCUGAACCCUCUAAUUACUACAGCAGUGAGAGCCACAAAGAUUAUCCAGCUCCCAAAAAGCAUAAAUUGAACCCCGAGUCCUUCCAGGCGAGGCAGGAGGAGCUGCUGUCCACUGCACUGAGCCUGGAGCAGCCCAGGAUCAGGAAGCAGAGCCCUAGUUCUAAGCAGGCCGCCCCCGAGACUCUCAGCCCCAGGGAAGGCGCGAGGGCCUGCAGCCGGGCACCCUCCCCUCCCUCUCCGGAGCCGGCGGGACUCCGAGCCGCUGCGGCCCAGCCCCAGCCCGUAGUGAGGUGGAGUCCCAAAGAUCUUUCCAUUGGUGUGUCUACAGUGCAGGUGACGGGCAGUCCGAAGGGGACCAGUGUAGGAAAGGAGGCAGCACCUGCACAGGUGCGACCACGGGAGCCCAUGAGUGUCCUGAUGAUGGCUAGCAGAGAGGUGGCGCACACAGAGAUGGGGCCCUACCGGGACAGUGCGGAGGCCGAGGACGGCUCGCAGCCCAUGGAUGACAUACAGGUGAACAUGAUGACCCUGGCGGAGCACAUCAUUGAGGCCACGCCUGAGCGCAUCAAGCAGGAGAACUUCGUGCCCAUGGAGGCCCCGGCCUUGGAGAGGACGGAGGCGGCCACCAUCAGCAGCACCAUGAGCUGGCUGGCCAGUUACCUGGCGGACGUGGACCACCUGCCGCAUGCCGCCCAGCUCAGAAGCGCGUAUAGCGAGCCUCUAACCCCCUCUUCCAACACCAGCCUGAGCCCCGGGGGCUCUCCAGCCAGCGACAUGGCCUUCGAGAAGCCCAGCCUGCCCUCCGCGGCGGACUGGUCGGAGUUCCUGAGCGCGUCCACCAGCGAGAAGGUGGAGAAUGAGUUCGCCCAGCUCACUCUGUCUGACCACGAACAGCGCGAGCUCUAUGAAGCCGCCAGGCUCGUCCAGACCGCCUUCCGGAAAUACAAGGGCCGACCCUUGCGAGAACAGCAGGAAGUGGCCGCUGCCGUCAUCCAGCGCUGCUACAGGAAGUACAAACAGUACGCGCUGUACAAGAAGAUGACCCAGGCCGCCAUCCUGAUCCAGAGCAAGUUCCGCAGCUACUACGAGCAGAAGAAGUUCCAGCAGAGCCGGCGCGCGGCCGUGCUCAUCCAGAAGUUCUACCGCAGCUACCGGAGGUGCGGCCAGCGGCGGCCAGGUGGGCGCAGGUCAGGUGGGCAGAGGCUCAGGAGCAGUUUGCUAACCAAAAAGCAGGAUCAAGCUGCUCGGAAAAUAAUGCGGUUUCUACGACGCUGUCGCCACAGCCCCCUGGCGGACCAUAGGCUGUACAAAAGGAGUGAAAGAAUUGAAAAAGGCCAAGGAACUUGAAGACAUACAGCAGCAUCCCUUAGCAAUGUGACAUUGCUUUUCAGACUGUUUUCAUUUCUGUUUUUAGCAGAGACAUGCAACAACACACAAGCGCGCGCGCACACACACACACACACACACACACACACACAAUCCCUCUGCAGUUUUGGAGAGAUCAGCUGCAGGAUUUUAACAGGAAUGUUUUGUUCAUUGCAUUUGCACUUUCAUGGACAACUUUUAAUUUGAUCAGCGAGACAUCAUGGAACUCAAUCUUCUGUUGGGUCGCGGGAAAACCAGACGCCGCGAGGAAGGGAAAGAGGCUCCCCCUGGGGAAGCGGCCGCUUUCCCGCUCACAUAGGGCUGUACUCAAACAUCGCGUGGAACUGUACAAAUAUUUAUACCAAAAAUAUAGGGAAGAAGCGGUGGGGACGCGCCGGCAACACGAGAACGCUGCUCCCGCACCUGCCAGUGGCUUCCAAGAGGCUGAAUCUUCGGGAUUCGUUGUCAGUGGAGGGCUUAGAUCACCCCAAUCUUUAUUGCGUCCGUGCGUUCUCAUUUCCUUCACUGUUUCGUUUGUUCUUGUUUUAACCUCGACAGCACACUUAAUGCAACUUUUUAAAAAAAAAUCUGCAGGUUUUUAAUGUCUUGUGGAAAUUUGCAGAGGGGCGGGCGUGGCAAACGGGUAAUGCAUGGGAAACGAGGAGAAACCGCUUCCAGAGUGAAGAUUUAUUUUCUUGUCCCCGCCCCCACCCCCACCCCCCCAGGAACCUGCGAGGACUCAUCGUGUCCCUUUUCUCAUGUUCAGCACUUUAAUUUUUUUGCCUUACUUUCAUGUGCAAUGGGGGUUACUUAGAGAAUCGGUAGAGCAUGUAGCUUUCUCCAGUAACCCUGGGAAGUGUAGUCAUUCUGAGGAAUCAUAAACCUUGCCUGGACAUUUGCCACCUAAAAGAUCAGCGUGGUGCUGCGUUCUGGCCAGUAAAUUCCAUAUUUUUGGCUAUAUCUCAUCCAAACAGAGCAGUUUCUGUGUAUAUAUAUAGAAGGUAGAGAUGGAAAGUGAGAAAUAUUUGAAAGGGAUUAUAUUAAUUGCUAAAUAUUUUAUUCACAAAGGUCAAUAACAUGGCAAGAUAAAAUUAUUUGUAUAGUUUUGUCUGAAUGAGCAAGAAAAAUGUGGAUGUAUUGUUUGUAUAUAUUGUAUAUAUUAAAACAAAGAGAUAUGUGCAUGAAAUCAAGAAAAAAGAAAUGAACACAAGCAAAGCAUUAGUGGCUAUGGUCUGUAAAAUGAAACAAAAAAAAACUUUAUUUCACUAUAAGAGUACUUUAUUUUAAAUGUUCUUUAGAAGAACAUUUUGCUAAAGCAUGACUAAACUGCAAAAAAAAUAAAAAAAAGAGCUACUGUAUUUAGACUUAGGAGAAAAGGCAGAGUAACAUUACUUAAAAAAAAAGGAUAUGUUUACAUUUAAUUUUGGCUACCAGGAGUUUAUUUUAUUUUAUUUAAAAAAAAAAUUUUGCCAAUGGUGCCAAGUAAUGUGAAUGCUAAUAUUGCUUAAGAAAAUUAAGUUCCUUUUGCUAAACAGAUAAUCAUAAGAUGAAUCCGUAAACAGCUUAAUACCAUCCACUCGCUCCAACAAAGAAUACUUAGAACGACCAAACCCUGACAAAAGAAAUAGUGCAAAAGGUAGAAAAAUGUCUCACGUUUUCAUAUCUCCUGCUGGAAAU